GUUGCUAAGUCGUUACUAAAGUUUCAUCGCUCCGGAGUGGUGGCCAGACCCAUAGUUCUUCAAGAGCUUCCGACCCCGAAACUUGUGCGCUUUUCGUUGCUCUCGCUACAAACAAGUAAUCCAAGCAUGAAGGGCCCAUGUGUUCGAGUGUUUGUGACUCUGGCUUCGGCGACCGCCUUCCUCCUGUCGAUCCUCACGCCCACCGCCCACGCCCAAGAGCCUUCUGUUUCUAGUAAAUGGAGGGAUUUCUUGAAGACUUCGAAAAAUGACAUCGAUAUUGAGAAGAUGUUCCCCAAAUUAGUAAUGACCAACAUGGGAAACGAAGGAAGCAGGCAGGGCUGUAAGGAAACAUUCAACUUAGACGCAGGGGAUGGUGCUCUAUUAUUUUCAGAUAAUGACGGAACCAAAGCGAAGUGCUCGUAUUCAGUUAAGGCUCCAGCUGGAGCAAUGAUAGACGUUGUGUGUCCCCAGUUUAACUUAAAUCCUGCAGGCUGUGGUUCUGAGAAAAUGAUCCUGAAGAUAAGCGGAGCGAAGCCGGCGACCUUCUGCGGGGAUGAAGGCCCAAACGGCAGGGUGCCCGCGAACAGCUUGACCAUCAUCUACAAGAGGAAGGCGCUGGGCCCGAACGAGUGCUCCGGUGGCUUCCUGUGUGCCGUCUUUGCAACUGAUGAAUGAAGCUUGAUCAACAUCACCAACAAAUUCCGGAAAACAAUGAAAUUCUUCAAGACUGGCUUUUCUGUGAUGGUUUUCUUCCUGGAUUUUAUUCAUUUAUUUAUUUAUCUAUCUAUAUUCUACUUUUUUGUCACGGCUGGUUUUUGUGUAAAGUGUUUCUCCUUGUCUUUCGGAUAACAGGUUUCUCUAUGGAAAUUUUUGGAAACCUAUGAAAUCCUUCAAAACUUUUUUUUGUGAGAUGGUUUUUCCCUUGAUACUUUUAAAAAAAUCUACAAAAUUCUUCAAGCCUGACUUACCCACAAGAAUUUUUUGAAGAUCAACGAAAUCCAAGAGUUGCUUGAAAAUGAACCCUUUUUGCAAAAUUUCUGAUUUUUUUUUAAAGCAUGUUUGGAGAAGCUAUUUAGACAAAUAUCAUGAUAUAUAUCCCCAAUAUUUAGCAGAUUGUUUGUGUUAUUUGGUAAUCCGAGAAUCACUAGACUUCUGUACAUGCACUAAAGGUUAAUAAAGAUUAAUGCAUAAGAAAAAAGGA
This is a messenger RNA of Penaeus chinensis, 1201 nucleotides long. RefSeq lists its product as uncharacterized. Bases 127 to 675 code for a protein of 182 amino acids. NCBI's taxonomy places the organism in Eukaryota, Metazoa, Arthropoda, Malacostraca, Decapoda, Penaeidae. The transcript has 7 exons. The record is from RefSeq and is a predicted model, not a curated record.